Closterium sp. Naga37s-1 is the source of this 489-nucleotide messenger RNA. Lineage: Eukaryota; Viridiplantae; Streptophyta; Zygnematophyceae; Desmidiales; Closteriaceae. The record is from the annotation of a GenBank genome assembly.
AUGGAAACGGCAAGAGUAAAAGUAGAAAUCACAAGUGCUUGUAACAAGGGGGCGUUGCGGGACGACGGCUUGGUUAUGGGGGCCCUGGGGGAAGGAGGAGGAGGGGGAGGAGAAGGAGGAGAAGGAGGAGGGAAGGGUGGGAAGGAUAUGCUCUUGAACCUGCACUGCACAGCAGAGGGAGCGAGAGGGAGACGGGAGGGAUGGGUAAAUCUGGGUGGUGGGAAGGUUGGAAAGGGAAAGGGUGGGAAGGGUGGGAAGGAUGGGAAGGGUGGGAAGGAUGGGAAGGGUGGGAAGGAUGGGAAGGGUGGGAAGGAUGGGAAGGGUGGGAAGGAUGGGAAGGGUGGGAAGGAUGGGAAGGGUGGGAAGGAUUGGAAGGGUGGGAAGGAGAUUCUUUCGGAUCUGCACAGCUCGGCCUCCGAUGCUCGCUGUGCGUCUCACUCACACGCUCACCCGCAUUGCGCAGCCACGGCGUUGGUGAGCUUGAGAUGA